UCUCACAACUCAAUCGCCAGAUUCACCGCCACGACAAACAGUCCCAUGAUCGUAAUUUGAUGCCCCCUCCGUCUCGCUUCUUUGUAAAGCCCAAAAACCUCGACCCCCUUUCCCUCCCCAAAUUUUAAACCCUCGGCUCUAUCUCUCUCUGUUCGCAGUGAAGUGAAAUAGAAAUCUCAGGAGAAGCAAAGUUCACAAGGCGAAACAAGAACCAGGAGCAACGUUAAAGCAUGAGAAGGUUCUUCAGAGGAAGAGAUGCUUCCUCCGAUUCUUCACCUCCCACACCGUCGUUCUCUCCCUCACCGUCGUCGCGAUCGUCGGCGCCGGUGACCGGUCCGCCGAGGCCGAUACGACUCGUUUACUGCGACGACAAUGGAAAGUUUAGGAUGGAUCAGGAAGCGGUAUCCAUGCUCCAGCUCGUGAAGGAGCCUAUCGGUAUAGUCGCCGUCUGUGGCCGUGCUCGCCAGGGCAAGAGCUUCAUUCUAAACCAGCUUCUUGGAAGGAGUGGUGGAUUUCAAGUAGCAUCUACGCAUCGCCCAUGUACGAAAGGGCUAUGGCUAUGGAGUGCACCCUUUAAGAGAACUGCUCUUGAUGGAACUGAAUACAAUCUAUUACUAUUGGAUACUGAAGGAAUAGAUGCCUUUGAUCAGACGGAAACAUACAGCACACAGAUAUUUUCCUUAGCUGUUCUCUUAUCUAGCAUGUUUAUUUACAACCAGAUGGGUGGUAUAGAUGAAGGUUCACUCGAUCGUAUCUCUCUUGUCACUCAAAUGACUAAACAUAUACGUGUUAAAGCCUCUGGAGGAACCACAGCUUCUGAAAUUGGGCAGUUCUCCCCAAUCUUUGUGUGGCUUUUAAGGGACUUCUAUCUGGAUUUAUCUGAGGAUAGUGGAAGGAUAACGCCCCGUGACUAUCUGGAACUUGCUUUGAAGCCAGUUGAUGACCGAAAAAGGGAUGUAGUUGCGAAAAAUGAGAUACGAGCCUCCAUUCGAGCUCUAUUUCCAGAUAGAGAAUGCUUCACCCUUGUACGGCCUUUGAACAACGAACAUGAUCUACAGAGACUUGACGAAAUUCAGUUGGACAAAUUAAGGCCUGAAUUCAGAUCCGGGCUAGACGCAUUGACAAGGUUUGUUUUUGAAAGAACAAGGCCCAAGCAAGUUGGGGCAACUAUGAUGACGGGUCCAGUUCUAGUUGGCAUCACACAGUCUUAUCUUGAUGCUCUAAAUAAAGGCGCGGUGCCUACCAUAUCCUCUUCAUGGCAGAGUGUCGAAGAAGAUGGGUGCCGAACAGCAUAUGAUUAUGCGCUUGAGGUGUAUAAGUCCGCUUUUCACCGUCCGAAAGAUCCUGAAGAAGCUGCAUUCAGGGAAGCGCAUGAAAAGGCAGUUCAAAAAUCAUUGGCUGCAUUUAAUGAUGGUGCUGUAGGGGUUGGUUCAGCAAGGAAGAAAUACGAGGCGGAGCUCCACAAAAAGCUGAAAAAGGAGUUUGAGGAUUGUAAAAGGAAUGCAUAUAUGGAGGCAGAGUUGCAAUGUUCAAAUUCUAUACAAAGCAUGGAAAGGAAGCUGAGAAUAGCUUGCCAUGCUAGUGAUGCUAAUAUUGAUAAUGUUCUGAAGGUUCUUGAUGGUCUUGUAGCCGACUAUGAAGCAGCAAGUCACGGUCCAGCAAAAUGGCAGAAACUGACCAUUUUCUUACAAAAGAGUUUGGAAGGUCCAAUACUGGACCUUGCCAAGAGACUGAUUGACCAAGCUGGAUCAGAGAAGAGUACUCUCAUGUUGAGAUGCCGCUCAAUAGAAGAUAAGUUGGGGUUACUGAACAAGCAGCUGGAGUCUAGUGAGAAGUCCAAGUCUGAAUAUCUGAAGCGUUAUGAGGAUGCUAUCAACGACAAGAAGAAGUUAGCUGAUGAAUAUAUGGGCCGCAUUAAUAACUUACAGAGUAAUUCCAGCUCACUGGGUGAGAGAUGUUCUAGCUUAGUUAAAACAUUGGAUUCUGCAAAGCAAGAAUCCUUAGAGUGGAAAAGAAAAUACGAACAGGUCAUAUCAAAGCAGAAGGCUGAGGAAGAUCAAGCUAGUUCUGAAAUUGCAAUUCUCAAGUCCCGAUGCAGUGCUGGUGAAGCAAGGCUGGCUGCUGCUCGGGAACAAGCUCAGUCUGCCCAAGAGGAGGCUCAGGAGUGGAAACGCAAGUAUGACAUUGCUUUUAGAGAAGCAAAAGCUGCUCUAGAGAAGGCUGCAAUUGUCCAAGAACGUUCGAAUAAGGAAACACAAAAGAGAGAAGAUGCUUUGAGGGAAGAAUUCGCGAGUAGUUUGGCUGAGAAAGAGGAGGAAAUAAAGGAUAAGGCAGCAAAGAUUGAAUAUGCUGAGCAGUGCUUGACAACUCUAAGACUAGAACUGAAGACUGCCAAAUCGAAAGUAGAUAGUUAUGAUGCUGAAAUAUCGUCGAUGAAGCUUGAAAUCAAGGAGUUAAGUCAAAAAUUAGAAGCGGCAAAUGCAAAGGCACACUCAUUUGAGAGAGAAAAAAAGAUACUGGAGCAGGAGAAGAUCUAUCUGGGGCAGAAGUACGAAUCUGAAAUAAAAAGACUUGAUGAAGUCCAAGAAAGGUGUAAAAUUGCUGAAAAAGAAGCCACAAGAGCGACUGAUAUUGCUGAUAAAGCACGAGCGCAAGCAGAUAUUGCUCAAAAGGAAAAGAGUGAGAUGCAGAAGUUGGCAAUGGAAAGAUUGGCCCAAAUUGAGAGGGCUGAGAGGCAUAUUGAAACUUUACAAAGGGAAAAAAGAGACUUGGAUGAUGAGUUAGAGAGAAUUCGUGUAUCAGAGAUGGGAGCUCAUUCGAAAGUUGCUCUGCUGGAGGCAAGAGUUGAAGAAAGAGAGAAGGAAAUAGAAUCACUAUUAAAAUCAAAUAAUGAGCAGAGAACUAGUACUGUUCACGUGCUUCAAGGCCUCCUGGACAGUGAGCGUGCAGCACAUGCAGAUGCAAACAAUAGGGCAGACUCCCUGUCACUGCAGCUACAAGUUGCACAGGCCAAACUUGAUUCACUCCAGCAAGAAUUGACUUCUGUUCGGCUGAAUGAAACAGCACUGGAUAGCAAGCUAAAGACUGCUUCCCACGGGAAACGCUCGAGGGUAGAUGACUAUGAAAUGGGCAUGGACUCCGUUCAAGACGUGGAGAUGAGUGACCGGAUUGUAAGAGUAAAUAAGAGGUCUAGAAGUACUACUAGCCCUCUAAAGCACACACAAGCAGAAGAUGGUGGUUCGGUAUUCAAGGGAGAUGAGGAUACCCGCAGUCAGCAAACUAACUCGGAAGACUACAGAAAGUUCACUGUCACGAAAAUUAAGCAAGAACUCACAAAACAUAAUUUUGGUGCCCAAGUGCUGGAUAUGAGAACUGGUGCUAGCAAAAGAGAAUGGCUUGAACUCUAUGAAAGCUGUAUGCUUCAGAAGUCGUGACCAGUUGAAGCCCUUGUGCAGGAGGGUAAUGUAUAAUCUACACAGGUAGUCGUCGCCGUGAAUUAGUCCAGGACCUAGCUAGCAAGAGCUUCAAGUUCUCGAUGGUUUGGUUUUAUGAUAGAUCUCACCAGAAUUGGUGCAAAAACUAUCUGUUAUUCUAGUGUAACUACAAAAUGGUUGAAAUAUUAGUGUUUUAGGCUACUGACAUCAGCAGCUCGUUAGGUGCCCUAUCAGUAAUUUGCCUAUAUUUAUGUUUUCUUUUUAAUUUUCGUCUCCCUCCAAGUAUCCCACGUGUGGGCAUGUUGUUUUGGUGUUGCUUGCAGUGGUCUUUCAUGCGCCUGUAUGGCGAUCUAUUAUGUGUUUGUCAGCCAACUUCUUUGUGUUUUGUGGGCAAAACUUGGUAGUGUAUUGCUGUUUGAAGAAUGAAUUGUAAGUCCAGGUGCCGGG
Molecule: messenger RNA, 3881 nt
Organism: Prunus avium (sweet cherry)
Lineage: Eukaryota; Viridiplantae; Streptophyta; Magnoliopsida; Rosales; Rosaceae
Product: Guanylate-binding family protein
Molecular function (GO): GTP binding; GTPase activity
Source: RefSeq, a predicted model, not a curated record